This is a messenger RNA of Scheffersomyces stipitis CBS 6054, 672 nucleotides long. RefSeq names its product Zsf1p (gene ZSF1). Gene Ontology annotation, molecular function: metal ion binding; mRNA binding. Bases 1 to 672 code for a protein of 223 amino acids. The transcript has 5 exons. NCBI's taxonomy places the organism in Eukaryota, Fungi, Ascomycota, Pichiomycetes, Serinales, Debaryomycetaceae. The record is from RefSeq and is a predicted model, not a curated record.
AUGAACGUAAAGAUGAAGUCCGGGUCCCCUUUGGCCACCUCAUUCACGCCGUCGUCGACUUCGUCUUCGACCUCUGACUUGGCAGACCUCAAGGGCGAUUUAUUGGCCGAUUUAUGGCAGACCUCAUCGCCUGGUUCGUACGCUCCUGGCACUACUUGGAACUUCGCCUCGUCCCCUCCUUUGUUCAACCAGCAUCAGCCAGUCACCGUCCAAAAGGAGUACUUCCAACAACCAAACUUGGUCCCCAAUAGCAAUAUCAACAAUACUUUGACCGAAGAAAACUUGAUGUUCAACACCGAGGUCGAUCCCUUGUAUAUGGAGUCCCGGAAGCAAGUUUACCAGGACCAGCCCCAGGAAGAGGUUUUCAAUUUCGAAGAACAGCAACAGUUGCAACAGUCUGUCGUGAGACCAAACCAACCUCAAUCAAACUUUGCUUACCACUCCAAAAACCAACAGCAGGUCAACACGCAGUUGUACAAAACUGAGUUGUGUGUCUCAUUCAUGAAGAUGGGCAUCUGUCCAUACGGUAACAAGUGCCAGUUUGCCCAUGGAGAAAACGAGUUGAAGACGGUGGAAAGGCCACCUAAGUGGAGAUCCAAGCCUUGUGCCAAUUGGGCCAAGCUUGGUAGUUGCCGUUACGGAAAUAGAUGUUGUUUCAAACACGGUGAUUAA